AUGGCUAGCAGGCAUGAGAUUUCAGAUGCUUACACUGAAACAACUGAUAAAAAGAACAAAGAUUAUGAGCUUGGUAAUAAAGAAGAAGAGGAGGUUCAAGACACGUGCAGUCCACGUGGGAGAGUUGGUCGACUGAACCCUAGAUUCCACCCAUGGCUUCAAGAAUGGAACCAGGUUUUGUUGCUGGUGUGCGCCAUGGGUCUGUUCUUGGACCCAUUCUUCUUCUACACACUCUCCAUAAGCGAGUCGUGCAUGUGCGUGUUCGUCGAUGGCUGGUUUGCCAUCACGGUGACGGUGCUCCGCUGCAUGACGGAUGCAACCCACAUGUUGUUGCAGUUCAAGAUGAGAAGGUGGUGGUGGAGUCGGAGAUCAACCCCACCACCAAACCACCACCAAUUGAGCCAUUAUUACGGAACCAGUGUACAGCGGAGGGUGGUGGCGUGGCUCAUGACGGUGGCCAAGAACCGGUUCUUAUUUGAUCUCUUUGUCGUCCUACCUAUACCUCAGGUAGCACUAUGGAUAGUGACUCCAACGUUACUACAAAAAGGUUCAGCGACGUUUGCGAUGACUGUUUUCUUAAUCUUGUUUCUCUUUCAAUACUUACCAAAAAUUUAUCACUUUGUCCACCUCUUACGACGUAUGCAAAGUCUCUCCGGCUAUAUUUUUGGUACCGUUUGGUGGGGAAUUGCUCUCAACUUGAUUGCCUAUUUCGUUGCCUCACAUGCUGUGGGAGCAUGUUGGUACCUGCUAGGAACCCAAAGGGUUGUGAAGUGCUUGAACCAGAAAUGUAUGGAAACACAUGGAUGCAACAUGAGAAUAUUCACAUGUGAAGAGUUGUUGUAUUAUGGAACAAACACUCUAAUGAGAGAUCAAUCAAGAUUAUUAUGGGGUGAAAACAUAAGUGCAAGGUCUAUUUGCCUACAAGACAAUGACAACUUCAAUCACGGAGUUUUUAAAUGGACACUUCAACUCGUCACCAAUGAGAACCGAUUGGAAAAGAUACUCUUCCCCAUAUUUUGGGGCCUCAUGACACUCAGUACAUUUGGUAACUUAGAAAGUACAACAGAUUGGUUGGAAGUAGUAUUCAUCAUCAUCGUUCUCACAAUCGGCCUUCUUUUAGUCACCAUGUUGAUCGGAAAUAUCAAGGUUUUUUUGAAUGCAACAACAUCGAAGAAACUUGCAAUGCAAUUGAAAAUGAGAAACAUGGAGUGGUGGAUGAGGAGAACUCACCUCCCUCAAGGACUUCGACAAAGGGUACGAAAUUACGAGCGGCAACGUUGGGCAGCGAUGCGCGGAGUGAAUGAGUGUGAGAUGAUCCAAAACCUGCCCGAAGGUCUCCGUAGAGACAUCAAGUACCAUCUUUGCUUGGACUUGGUUCGACAGGUACCCUUAUUUCAACAUAUGGACAACUUGGUCCUUGAGAAUAUAUGUGACCGUGUAAAGCCCCUCAUAUUCACUAGAGGAGAAACGAUUACUCGAGAGGGAGAUCCAGUGCAACGAAUGUUAUUUAUAGUGCGAGGACAUCUGCAGAGCAGCCAAUAUCUACGAGAUGGUGUCAAAAGUUGUUGCAUGUUAGGCCCCGGGAACUUUAGUGGGGAUGAGCUCUUGUCAUGGUGUUUAACAAGACCCUUUGUCGAAAGGCUGCCUCCAUCUUCGUCGACACUAGUAACCCUCGAGACCAUAGAAGCUUUUGGGCUGGAUGCCGAAGAUUUGAAGUAUGUUACACAACAUUUUAGGUACACGUUUGUGAACGAAAAAGUAAAUAUGAGUGCAAGAUACUAUUCGCCAGGAUGGAGGACUUGGGCUGCAGUGGCAAUUCAAUUGGCUUGGAUGAGGUACAGGCACAGGCUCACGCUCACUUCGUUGUCAUUCAUCAGGCCUAGGAGACCUUUGUCAAGAUGUUCCUCACGUGGGGAAGAUAGGCUAAGGCUUUACACGGCUUUACUGACUUCACCAAAGCCUAAUCAAGAUGAUUUCGACUUUUGA
Molecule: messenger RNA, 1986 nt
Organism: Cynara cardunculus var. scolymus (artichoke)
Lineage: Eukaryota; Viridiplantae; Streptophyta; Magnoliopsida; Asterales; Asteraceae
Product: cyclic nucleotide-gated ion channel 4-like
Exons: 7
Coding region: 1-1986 (661 amino acids)
Source: RefSeq, a predicted model, not a curated record